UGUUUCCCUGUUUUGUAUUUGUUUAUGUGUGUUCGUAUUCGUGUUUUGUGUUUGCGUUCGUGUUACCUGUUCGUGUUGUGUGUGAUGUGUAGUCUCGAUACACACAUAGAUACGUACGAACGAAACCUCACUUAGUGCUUUACCCGGGACCUUCACAGAUUACAGAAGAAGAGAGAACAGACGCAGCGAUCAUGUUUUCCUCCCUGAGCCAUCUGGCGUUCACCUGUCUUCCCCGUGACCAACUGGCAGCCUUCCUCUCCUCUCACCAUCACCAUAACUCCGACCAAGCCUCCGGUACACCUCCUCCAGGCGGACACCAGGAGAGUGGCGGGUGUGGGGGGAACAGCCAAAAAGAAGAUGGGGACGGUACUCCUCGCCUCAACGUACCACAUCUUCAGGACCUCAUAGGGAAGGAAGCGCUUCAGUACCGGCCAUCAGUUAGAUUAUCUCAGGACGAGAGUUCGGCGUUGGCAGCGGCAGGUCGUCAGGCGCGGCAGCUGGUCGUGUGGACGUACGACUCUCUACAGCGCCUACAGACACAUCACGCGACCUGGCCGUCCGUGCUGCAUGACUUGGUGCGAGACGCGGUCACGGACAUCUCAAAACCCACGUACGGAAAGCAGUGUCUCGAGGAGGUGAAGCGAGAUCUCGGCUGGAAGAAGUAA
Penaeus monodon (black tiger shrimp) is the source of this 665-nucleotide messenger RNA. RefSeq lists its product as uncharacterized. The coding region runs from base 192 to 665 and encodes 157 amino acids. The transcript has 3 exons. The record is from RefSeq and is a predicted model, not a curated record. NCBI's taxonomy places the organism in Eukaryota, Metazoa, Arthropoda, Malacostraca, Decapoda, Penaeidae.